This is a messenger RNA of Lingula anatina, 2857 nucleotides long. RefSeq lists its product as uncharacterized. NCBI's taxonomy places the organism in Eukaryota, Metazoa, Brachiopoda, Lingulata, Lingulida, Lingulidae. Gene Ontology annotation, biological process: protein phosphorylation. The record is from RefSeq and is a predicted model, not a curated record. Gene Ontology annotation, molecular function: ATP binding; protein kinase activity.
CUAAGAGAGUUUUCCGGGUAGGAGAAGAGGCCUUACUUAACCCACUCCAGCUCAGUCGUUACAAUACCUGAGCCAGGAAAACAGAGAUCGUCGCCAGUUUUUUGUUUAUCUCUGAGCACGGGUUAUCAACAUGUAUCAUCUAGUCAGCUGGAUCAUACGUAAGGCAGAUUAAUGUCCAUGCUGAUAACGAAUACGCACACCAGUUCACAAUAGCAGUCAGAUAGUAGGAUAGUCUCGCUACUGAUAACAGUUUAUCCAGCCACUGAGUUUUGUGUUUGAUGACAGCACACAGCAGAAAAAAUAACGGCCACCCAUCGAAGAACUUCUCGCCGAAGUAAGCCGAUACCUGCAGAUAUGAAUAGGGACUUAGUGUGACAUAACGAGACCUCAAACAGCUGUAGGAAGUAAUAUUGCUCGUCACGUGUUUGAACUGAAGCAUAAAAUGGCUGACCAAAGUGACGGGAUGUCGUUCAAGUACACGGUGGAGGACGUGCAACGUCUGACCUCCAUCACGGGGGCCAUGGAUUUCUGUGAAUUCCACGAGAUUGACUACGGGGACUUGGAAACUAUGGACGACAUUAAAAAUCUGCUCUUGUUCAAACUGAAGAAACAAACAGCUAGACUACCGGCCAGUACAAUGAUGAAGAAACUCAUUGAUGAAGACAUCAAGAAACGCCAGGAACUUUCACGAGUGUAUGGAAAACUCCGAGAAUUUAUGAAUAAAGUCGACGACAAGUUGAAGUUGCAAGUGGAGACAGCAAUUCCGAACUGCAUCGCUAAAAUAACACAGUAUAACCACGAACUGGUGAAAGACGAGUGCCCGAUCUUGGUAGCCGGCGAGACAUCAGCGGGAAAAAGCAGCCUUCUGAAUCUACUCUUAGGGGAGGAGGUUCUCCCCUACUCUCUACUGAGCACGACGUCCACUCUCUGUCAGUUGAAAAACGACGACAGGAAGCGAGCGGUUGUCCAUCUGAUGGAACCCGACCCUACCACUGGGAGGGAAACCAUUGAAUUCGACCUGAAGAAAACUGGAGACUCGUCUAUUCAGGACCAACUUCAAGAAUACGCCAACUCUAAAGAAAGGGCCGCCGACACGUAUAAAUUCAUAGAAAUAUUUUGGCCGAUUCCAUUGCUACAGGGUAAUGUUUUUAUCGUAGAUAGUCCCGGUGUUGGAGAGAACGAGUUUAUGAACAAGGUUGUGAUGGACUACCUUCCAAAAGCCUUUGCCUUCAUCUACGUCAUCAACAGUGGAAAUGCUGGCGGCGUGCAAGAAGGACGUCUCGAAAAACUUCUGAAAAUUCUCACCGACCCGAAGGACCGAGACCAACUGCAAAUGUUUGAUCCCGAGUCAGCCAUUUUUGUUUUCAACAAAUGGGACCAAGUGCCACCUGACGAAGAGGAAGAAGUUCGAAAGAAGACUCUGGAAAAAUUAAUGAGAUGUUGGCAGGGUCUGACGGAAAAGCAGGUGUUUUACCUGUCAGUAACUGAGGCUUUCAGAAACUUACGAGCGGGCGCAGGUUUUACUGAGGGAUACCAGAAACUUCUGGACGGGAUCCAGGAACUGGUUCCUAAAAGUCUUCAAACCAAACUCACGAAGCAUCAUAAGUGGAUCGAGUUCUUUGUCGGUAGACUGACUUACGUCAUUCGAACAAAAAUCAUGAACGCCAGAAGAACAAUGCAAGAGAAGCAGGAGAAAAAGGAAGAAAUCACAAAACGCCUUGACAAACUUCAGCGAACCUCUGACGACGUCCUCCUAAAAAUGACAAAUACUCUUGACGACAGAAUUGAAAAGAUCGUGGACGGCUUGCACCAGUUUCUUUCCAGUCCUUCCACAAUGGAGCGACUGAAUGAGUGGAACACGGCGGAACUUCCGGAUGGUGACGACAUGGACGACAUUGAGAACCGGGCGCGCACCAUGAUUCAAAAAGUGAUCACAGACGAGGUAAGAGACUGGGAGAGCGCCAACCACAACUUCAGCAAAGCUCGCCAAGAACUCUAUGAAUAUUUCAAGAGAGAGUUCAACUUUCUGGACGAGGAACUGCGCCGCGUCGAAGGGAGCCUGCAAGACGACGGGUUUUCGGGGGACGGGGCGCAAAAUGCUCUGCCGCAAAUGACAGACGAGCCGCUAUUUAAUUCGACUGAAAAGUUAGUCCUCGGACUUACAGCCCCCCUUUGGGUGCCUCUCGCUCUUGUGGCCACCAUCAUAGCAUUACCUAUUAUAGGGGGCAUAGCCAUCCGCGAGAAGGUGAAACAGGACAAACAACUCCGCGAAUAUAAGCAAAAUAAACUUGGAACAAUGAAAAAAUGGUUCAGAGAAACCAUUGAAGAUUUAGACUCUGAGGCCCUGAAGGAGAGGGUCGUCGAAAUCCAGCUGGCCAGCCUGCGUGAGAUCAUCGAACACAUUCGAAAAUUGAUCCCUCGCCUGAUCGACGCUGAUCGAAAACUGAUCGAGGACGUUGUGCACGAUGAGCGAAGUGAAGGAGAACUAGUCCGAAUUUUCAGCCCUCUGUAUAAACAGUGUGAAAGGCUGCACGGUCGCAUUCAACUGUUCCACGCUCGCUAUAUGAGGCAUUUUACAAUCCAUAAAUCUGACAUUAUCGAAAAGAAAUGGAUUGCCAGUGGAAGUUUUGCCGAGGUAUACGACGCCAGCGUCCGUAUUAAUGGGGAAGUCCAGCGGGUGGCUCUGAAACAAAUGAAGGAAGCCCUGAAGUACCACAAUGCCGGUGACUACUUUAUGGAAGAGGACACUUUAAUUCGACUUCAGGGCAGCCCAAAUAUCGUGGGCUACAUUGGUACUAUAUAUCAGACGGAACCAGACGAGCGACUGAUUAUGAUAACAGAGCUGUGCGCAANGUGA